Messenger RNA from Schistosoma margrebowiei, 2478 nucleotides. The record is from the annotation of a GenBank genome assembly. NCBI's taxonomy places the organism in Eukaryota, Metazoa, Platyhelminthes, Trematoda, Strigeidida, Schistosomatidae.
GUAUUAAUAUGACCAGUAUUGACAAUUAUUUUGGAGAGUUUCUGGACAAUGAAGAUAAUGAACAAGAACAGAAUAGUAAACCUCUACAAGACAUGCGUUCUGGUGUAAUAUUUUUAAUUGAUUGUACGCCGACAAUGCUUGGAUUACAUGGUUCAUUCGAUUUAAAUAGUAGUAAUGCAGUGGAUUCAUCAUCAGUAAAAAGUGGAUUUGAUUUAAGUCUGUUAUGUUGUCAAACAUUUCAACAGAAUAAAGCACUUCAUAGUCCUUUUGAUAUGAUCGGGCUUGUUUUAAUGCGUACAAAUGAGUCAUCUGUUGACAUGAAGAAUAUUAUGGUUUUACAGCCUUUAGGUUUGGCUGAUUCUACACGUAUAUUAGAAAUUGAAAAGUUGAGGCAGUUAAAACCCGAUGAAUUGGAGAAACGAUAUGGUACUAUUGUAAAUCAACCUAAUAUUACUUUUCCUCUACACGAAGCAUUGUGGGUUUGUCAAAAUCAAUUUAUCACCUGUUCAAAAACAUUUGGUGUCAAGCACAUCUUUUUGUUAACUGACGAUCCUGAUCCAGUAAAUAAAAAUGCAAAUUUGAAACGUAGAGCAAUUGCUAAGAUGGCCGAUAUGAAACAAUAUGGAAUUGAACUUGAAGUUAUUCCGAUUAAACAACAAAAUUCAAAAUUUGAUUAUGAAUUAUUUUAUGAUGAGUUACUAAAAGAUGAAUUAAUGUAUCCUGAUCUAGACAAAUCUUCUUAUCAUCCUGAUCCAACUGAACGUCUUGAUGAAUUAUUAAGCCGUAUUAACUCACAUGAAUUACGUCGAUCACGUUUAGCUCGUUUGCCUUUUCAUCUUGGAUCAUCGAAAAAUCUCACUUUAGGUGUUUCAGUAUAUUGUUUAGUUUAUCCAACACGUAUCCCCUCUCCAAUAUGGCUUUCAUCUUCAGAUAAUAAAACUGUACGUGUUCAUAGAGAUUAUUAUAAAAUUAUAGAUCCAUAUGGAUCUUUUGAUCCAGUUAAAGAUUUAUUACCAUCCCAUGAUUUAGUACGUGGCAUAAAACUUGAUGGUCGUUAUAUAUGCUUUGAUAAAGAUGAAUUAACUGAAGCUGUGCGUAAUAUUGCUCCUGUCGGUUUACACCUAUUAGGUUUUAUAUCACAGAAAUUUUUAAAACGAUAUUAUUACAUUCGUCCAGCACAUUUUAUUUAUCCUGAUGAAAAAUUAAUUCAUGGGAGUCGUUUAUGGUUUACCGCUUUAUUAAAUCGAUGUUUACAUCGAAAAUUAUUAGCCAUAGCUAUAUAUGUUCAACGUAAAGGUCAAUUUCCUCGUCUUGUUGCACUACUUCCUCAGGCCGAACAGAUAAAUGAUGAUGAUGAUGACGGUGGCGAUGCUAAUAGAACUCAAACAAUACCACCCGGAUUUCAUAUUAUAUUUUUACCUUACGCUGAUGAUUUUCGUGAUAUUGAAAUUCCAACGAAUGAACUCGCUAACGAAUCUCAAGUGGAUAUUGCUAAGGCGAUGAUACGUAAACUUAUGGUACCAUUUACUCCUGGACAAAUUGAAAAUCCAACAUUACAACGGUUUUAUUCACUUCUUGAAGCAUUAGCUCUUAAUCGUGAGACUCAACCGGAAGUUGUUGAUCAUACUUUACCUAAAUUUGGAGCUAUCAAAAGAAGAGCCAGUGAAGAAAUUACAGCAUUCAAAGAAUGUUUCAAUUUAAAUAACGAGAGUAUAUUCAAAAAACCUCGUCCUACACAAUCCACUUGUAAUCAAGAAACAAAAUGUUGUUUAUCUGAGAUAGAAUGUAAAGAAGCUGUUCAAUCAGAUAGUCUACACAAAUAUACAAUACCUGUAUUACGUGAAACAAUCAAAUCACUUGGUCUCAAAAUUUCAGCCAGUAAAAAAUCAGAUAUUAUUCAAAAAAUCAUGAACCAUUUUUCAGAAAACUAAAAAAAAUUUUUAUAUUGUCAGUUUGACAGCCUUUUUUUGUUGUUGUUGUUUCCCCCAUUUUCCCCCUUCGCUUUCUCUUAAGUGAGCACUGGAAGACACAUGAAGAAUAUCAAUAAUGUAACUGUGUAUAGACAAUAAUAUUUAAGUGUUUCACAGUGAACUAUUUUUUUUUCUUUCGUAUAACCUUAUUACUGUUUAUUUUUAUAACCUUAGUCCAUGACAUUUUUUUUUGUUAUUUUCAUAAUGUCAAAAUAAACAAACAAAUUUCAAUACUGAACAUUCUUUAAAUAAAGAUUGAUCAUUGAAUAUAGUUGGUUAUUUUUAUUGUUUCAUAAUUUGAAGAAAAAAAAACUGACCUAGAACAAUAAUUCAAUUUGAUGGGAUUAAAAGAAAACAAACUUGUCUUAUGAUUUUGUAUGGGAGAUUAGUGUGUUUGUAUUAUUUUUUUCUUUGUUUUACAUCAAGCUAGUCACAUACAAUUCAUGUACUGAACAUUUUGAUUUUUUUUAUGAUAAAUAGAGUUGUGAAAAGAUUUAGUUCCAUUGAA